Molecule: messenger RNA, 1024 nt
Organism: Stomoxys calcitrans (stable fly)
Lineage: Eukaryota; Metazoa; Arthropoda; Insecta; Diptera; Muscidae
Product: clavesin-1
Exons: 3
Coding region: 80-1012 (310 amino acids)
Cellular component (GO): membrane
Molecular function (GO): phosphatidylinositol bisphosphate binding
Source: RefSeq, a predicted model, not a curated record
UAAGUCAAGCAUGAACAACAAUGUUGGCGGAUCAUUUAGCAACGUAAACAGCUACCAAUAAGACGACCAUAACUCCAAGAUGUUGCAACUCAUGCCUUUAAGUGCAGAAUUGCAAAAAGUUGCAAUUGAAGAAUUGGGUGAAGUGCCUUCAAGAAUACCACAGGAUCUGGAGAACCUUAAGUUGUGGAUUAAACAACAACCCCAUCUAAGAGCACGUACCGACGAUCAGUUUCUUAUACAAUUUCUACGAGGAUGUAAAUAUAGUCUGGAGAAAGCCAAAAGUAAGCUGGAAUACGCUUUGGCUGUGAGAACGAAAUUCCAUGAAUAUUUUCAAUUCACCGAUGUGGAUGAUGUGCAAUUUCGACGAUAUCACAAUACUGGGGCCAUGAUGCCAUUGCCCACACCUCUUAAUGGUUUUGGACCACGCUUAAUAAUGGCUCGUUUCACCUUCUCUGGAAAAGAGUUUUGUAGCAAGGACAGCGUUCGUUAUAUGUCAGCAAUGAUGGAAGUCCUUGCCAUUAGUGAUCCCAUUGCUGCCAUCAAUGGUUUCGUAUUUAUCAUGGACUUUUCCCAAUGCACAAGAGAUCAUAUGAAGGAUAUAAAUGCCACAAUGAUGAAACUGCUUAUUUCGGUCAAAGAAAAAGCCCUUCCUAUGCGAUUAAAAGGUUUCUAUGUCAUAAACCUAGCACCAUAUCAGGAGCAACUGGUAAAACUAGCCCUCACCUUUAUGCCUACAAAGUUACGCCGGAGAAUUUUUAUUUGUGGCAAAGAUGUAACCACUUUGGGUGAACAUUUGCCGCAAAAAUAUUUACCCCAGGAAUAUGGCGGAGAAAAUGGUUGCAUAGAUGAGUUAUGCCUGGAAUUCAAUCAAGUCUGGGAUCAGUAUAGAGAGUACUUCAAAGAAAACUCCAAAUAUGGUGUAGAUGAGCACUUGCGUUUGGGCGGAUCUAUUUUCAGUGAUUUUGGAGAAUUUGGUGCUGGUGGCUCUUUUAGAAAAAUUGAGGUGGACUAAAGCAAAAUGGUG